AUCGAAUCACCGUUUUUUAAUUGUCGUUAGCCACUAGUACAGUCCCGCCGUCCGAUCGUGGUCGUCCCGAGACCAUUGCGCCGGCCACUACACUAUUUAACAGUUUCGAAGUCGCAUCAGUGAAGAGACUUUCCCAGACGCUAACGAAACGCUGGUGGACGGGAAGUGGAGGUACUCGAGCACAGUUGAAUAAAACCAGAAGAUUUCGAAUCGAUAAUCGAUGCUCGGCCGGACUAUUCGGUUUUGACAGCGUGCUAGAAGCGGCCUACUUGUUUCGAAAGAAGUCAACGCCUGUAGAUACGCUCCGAGAUACAUUCGUCUCGUUCCUGGACUCGCAUUGUCUUCUCGGUUGUUCCUCGGACGGAACGUAUUCAAAUCCGUUCAAGGAAAUAAACGUCCGCUCGUUUCCGGCUAGUCUGUGGAAACGCAUAACAUUGGAGGUAAUAGAUUCACGGGGCAAGAAACCAACGAAGAACGAGCGUCCCGUCCACGCAGUGAGGUCACAGGAUCGUCGUUCCCGAGAUAUGGAGACGUGGAACGUGCUCGAAGCAGCCAAAUAAAAUGUUUUAUGGGUGAAACGAUACAGGGAUUUAUCAUUGGAAUUACAGCACUCUGCCGCUAGAUCUACGAGGAAGUGGUCGACCGCAGUAACACGAUUGACCGUGGUGUACCUGAAUUUUUAGAUAGUUCUUGGCCAUCGUAUUUUUCAUCGCCACAAUGGACACCGAUGUCGAAUCUUGUUUAAAAGAUUGGAACGACCUGGCACAAGAUUACAAGGAGUUGGAAGCAUUAAAUAGAGAAUAUCUUGCGAAAUUAGAAGAAGUGAGCGAAUUGCAAGCGAAAUGCUUAAAAGGUAUUUCUCAUCAGAGGUACAGAAUGGGUGUAAUACAAAAAUCAUUGAAGCAAUUACACGCAAGCGAAGCUGGAAAAAGCUUGGACAAGGAUAUGACUAAAAGAAAGCAGCAGUUACAUGAAAUAGAACAAACUUUACCUAAACCAAAUGGCACGUACCUCCAGAUUAUUUUAGGCAGCGUUAAUGUCUCCAUACUAAAUAAAAGUGAUAAAUUCAAGUAUAAAGAUGAAUAUGAAAAAUUUAAAUUAGUCCUUUCUGUAAUUGGUUUUAUUUUAUCUGUAAUAAAUCUAGUAACUAAUGUCAGAACUUUGGAACUUAGUUUUAUGUUCCUUUUAGUCUGGUAUUAUUGCACACUGACAAUAAGAGAAAGUAUAUUAAAAGUAAAUGGUUCAAGAAUUAAAGGUUGGUGGAGAUUUCACCAUUUUCUUUCAACUGUAGUUUCUGGUGUCUUAUUAGUAUGGCCUAACACAGGACCAUGGUAUGCGUUUAGACAUCAAUUUAUGUGGUUCAACGUAUACAUUAGUUUCGUGCAAUAUUUGCAAUUCUGCUAUCAACGCGGUGUUUUAUAUCGCUUGAAAGCGUUAGGCGAGAGACAUAACAUGGACAUCACUAUAGAAGGUUUUCACUCAUGGAUGUGGCGUGGAUUGUCUUUUUUACUGCCAUUCCUUUUUAUUGGAUACCUAUUUCAAUUAUAUAACGCGUACACAUUAUAUACAUUAACGUCUCACCCAGAAGCUACAUGGCACGUUCCAGUUCUCAGUGCUAUGUUCUUGGUACUUUUCCUUGGUAAUAUAAUAACAACUAUCAUGGUGAUCCCUCAAAAGUUAAGAGAACGCGUGAAAGAUCAUCUGCCCGGAGUGUUUACAUCUAAACCUGAGAAGAAAAGGGAGGUGAACGGAGAAGAGGAUAUUAAGGAUCAAAAGUUUGAAUAGAAGGACAAUAGUGUACAUUGAAUAUAUCGGUUGAUAAGAGGAGAAGGAAGAACAGAUAAUAUAGAAUGAGCGAAUCCGCAAAAUACAAAGUUAAAGGUAGUCUGAGAAAUCAAGUAGCUAUUUGUAUUAGUUCCGUACGAAGAAAUGCACAGAAUACCAAAAACUA
This is a messenger RNA of Nomia melanderi (Alkali bee), 1951 nucleotides long. RefSeq names its product transmembrane protein 120 homolog. The record is from RefSeq and is a predicted model, not a curated record. Gene Ontology annotation, cellular component: membrane. Lineage: Eukaryota; Metazoa; Arthropoda; Insecta; Hymenoptera; Halictidae.